AUGCUAGGCCGGUCUCAACUCUUUUCUUUGGUCUGGUCUUCCAGUCUGGGAUGUGGAGCCUGCUACCAACCAAAGCGAAGAUUUGCGGCUCAGACCAUCAAAUCUUCAGACCCCAGGCACAUAGGCCAAGCAGUUCCCCAGCACUUUAAUUUUGCAAAAGAUGUGCUGGACCAAUGGUCCCAACUGGAAAAGGAUGGACUCAGGGGACCUCACCCUGCCCUUUGGGAGGUUAAUGCCAAAGGAGAAGAGGAGAAAUGGAGUUUUGAAAGGAUGGCUCAUCUCUCCCAGAAGGCAGCCAGCGUCCUCGCAGACACCUGUGCCCUUGGCCAUGGAGACCGGCUGAUGAUCAUCCUGCCACCAUCACCCGAAACCUGCUGGAUCUGCCUGGCCUGUGUGCGACUAGGAAUCACCUUUGUGCCUGGGACCCCCCAGAUGACGGCCAAGGAUAUUCUCUAUCGAUUAUGCAUGUCUAAGGCCCAGUGCAUAGUAGUCAAUGAGGCUAUGGCCCCCAUCGUGGACUCUGUCCUGUCCAACUGCCCCACCUUGAAGACCAGGCUCCUGGUGUCAACUAAGAGCUAUGAUGGGUGGUUGGAUUUCAAUGAGCUGAUUCGAAUUGCUCCUCCCAAGCAGACCUGUGUGGGGACCAAGAGUCAAGAUCCAAUGGCCAUAUUCUUCACCAACAGGACAACGGGAGCUCCCAAGUUGGUCGAGUAUUCCCAGUAUGGUUUGGGAAUGGGAUGUAGCCAGGCUUCAAGACGGUGGAUGGACCUCCAGCCGACAGAUGUCUUGUGGAGUCUGGGUGAUGCCUUUGGUGGAACUUUAUCUUUGAGCACUGUCUUGGGAGCUUGGCUCCAAGGAGCCUGUGUGUUUCUGCAUCACAUGCCAACAUUCUGUGCUGAGACUGUUCUAAAUGCCCUGUCCAGGUUUCCGAUCACCACUCUCUGUGGGAAUCCAGGGAUGUACCAGGAGCUGCUUCACCACAAUUGUUUCAUCAGAUACAGAUUCAAGAUUCUGAAGCAUUGUGUGGCUGCAGGAGGAUCUAUCAGCACUGGAGUGACUGAGGAAUGGAAACGCAUCACUAAGUUGGACAUCUAUGAAGGCUAUGGGCAGACUGAGACUGGUCUACUCUGUGCCACUUCCAAAAGAAUGAAAUUGAAACCAGGUUCUGUGGGGAAGCCAUUGCCACUUUAUAUUGUCCAGAUUGUGGAUGAAAAUGCAAAUAUCCUGCCUCUAGGGGAGGAAGGAAAUAUUGCAGUCCAUAUAAAACGAAACCAACCUGCCUCUCUGUACUGUCCACACAUGGUGGGCUGGAAGGAAUAUGCUUCAGCAAGAGGCCACAUGCUUUACCUCACAGGGGACAGAGGAAUCAUGGAUGAAGAUGGCUACUUCUGGUUGUCUGGUAGAACUGAUGGUGUCAUCAGUACAUCAGGGUCAGAGGUUAUAAACGCUGUGGUUACUACUACUAGGCCUGGGGGCUGUGGGAGUCUAUAG
Molecule: messenger RNA, 1491 nt
Organism: Cynocephalus volans (Philippine flying lemur)
Lineage: Eukaryota; Metazoa; Chordata; Mammalia; Dermoptera; Cynocephalidae
Product: acyl-coenzyme A synthetase ACSM6, mitochondrial-like
Exons: 10
Coding region: 1-1491 (496 amino acids)
Biological process (GO): acyl-CoA metabolic process; fatty acid biosynthetic process
Cellular component (GO): mitochondrial matrix
Molecular function (GO): fatty acid ligase activity; fatty-acyl-CoA synthase activity
Source: RefSeq, a predicted model, not a curated record